CCCCCACGUCGUGGGCGAGUGAAACCUGGACCCCCGCCACCAUGACUUCCAGUAAAAUCGAGAUGCCCGGCGAGGUGAAGGCCGAUCCCGCCGCACUCAUGGCGUCGCUGCACCUCUUGCCAUCGCCCACGCACAACCUCGAAAUCAAGUACACCAAGAUUUUUAUUAACAACGAGUGGCAGAACUCAGAGAGUGGGCGAGUGUUCCCUGUCUAUAAUCCAGCCACUGGGGAGCAGGUGUGUGAAGUUCAAGAAGCAGACAAGGCAGACAUAGACAAAGCAGUGCAGGCAGCCCGCCUGGCUUUCUCUCUUGGUUCAGUGUGGAGAAGAAUGGAUGCUUCAGAAAGAGGACGUCUUUUGGAUAAGCUUGCAGACUUGGUGGAACGAGACAGGGCAGUUCUCGCAACUAUGGAAUCCCUAAAUGGUGGCAAACCAUUCUUGCAAGCUUUUUAUGUGGAUUUGCAGGGCGUCAUCAAAACCCUUCGGUAUUAUGCAGGCUGGGCUGAUAAAAUCCAUGGGAUGACCAUCCCUGUAGAUGGAGACUAUUUCACCUUUACAAGACAUGAACCCAUCGGAGUGUGCGGACAGAUCAUCCCCUGGAACUUCCCCCUGCUGAUGUUUGCCUGGAAAAUUGCUCCGGCUCUGUGCUGUGGUAACACAGUAGUUAUUAAGCCAGCAGAACAAACACCGCUCAGCGCGCUCUACAUGGGAGCCCUCAUCAAGGAGGCUGGAUUUCCUCCGGGAGUCAUCAAUAUUUUGCCAGGAUAUGGGCCAACGGCUGGGGCAGCAAUAGCUUCCCAUAUUGGUAUAGACAAGAUUGCGUUUACAGGUUCCACAGAGGUUGGAAAGCUUAUCCAAGAAGCAGCUGGAAGAAGUAAUUUGAAGAGAGUAACUCUGGAACUUGGAGGGAAAAGUCCCAAUAUAAUUUUUGCUGAUGCUGAUUUGGACUACGCUGUGGAGCAGGCUCACCAGGGUGUGUUCUUCAACCAAGGCCAGUGCUGCACCGCGGGCUCACGCAUCUUCGUGGAGGAGUCCAUCUAUGAGGAGUUUGUGCGAAGAAGUGUGGAGCGGGCCAAGAGGCGCAUUGUUGGGAGUCCCUUUGACCCCACCACUGAGCAGGGACCCCAGAUUGAUAAGAAGCAGUACAACAAGAUCCUGGAACUCAUCCAGAGUGGUGUCGCUGAGGGCGCCAAGUUGGAAUGUGGAGGCAAAGGGCUAGGCCGAAAGGGCUUCUUCAUCGAGCCCACGGUGUUUUCCAACGUCACUGAUGACAUGCGAAUUGCCAAAGAGGAGAUCUUUGGCCCUGUUCAGGAAAUUCUGAGGUUUAAGACUAUGGAUGAAGUUAUUGAAAGAGCAAAUAACUCAGACUUUGGACUGGUAGCAGCUGUCUUCACCAGUGACAUCAACAAGGCCCUCACAGUGUCAUCUGCAAUGCAAGCUGGGACUGUUUGGAUCAAUUGUUACAAUGCCUUAAAUGCCCAGAGCCCAUUUGGGGGAUUCAAGAUGUCUGGAAAUGGGAGAGAAAUGGGAGAGUUUGGUUUGCGAGAGUACUCGGAAGUGAAGACUGUGACCGUAAAGAUCCCCCAGAAGAACUCCUAAGAAAGCCAAGGAGGAAGAAGACAGCCAGCCUGCACACCUCUCUCUCUCUCUGCUUUCCCUGUGGGGCCUAGCUCUCAGGAACACAAAGCUAAUACACAGUCCUUAGUGAAAGGUUUGAUGAUAACACGUAGGCCA
Messenger RNA from Chrysochloris asiatica (Cape golden mole), 1733 nucleotides. It is a transcript of the gene ALDH1A2, whose product is annotated as aldehyde dehydrogenase 1 family, member A2. Gene Ontology annotation, molecular function: aldehyde dehydrogenase (NAD+) activity. The record is from RefSeq and is a predicted model, not a curated record. The transcript is spliced from 13 exons. Bases 42 to 1598 code for a protein of 518 amino acids. Lineage: Eukaryota; Metazoa; Chordata; Mammalia; Afrosoricida; Chrysochloridae.